AUGAUUUUCUGGAACUUGAAUGCAGGCAAUAUGCAGGUCAUCUUACCUGUUAAGCCAGUGGUUGCUGAGUGCCGCAAUCGCCUGCUUCAGGCUGGUUUUCAAGAAUUAAAGGAAACGGAACACUGGGAUAUCCAGCCUGACCGAAAGUACUUUGUGACCAGGAACUUCUCAACAUUGAUUGCCUUUGCCGUGGGAGGCCAGUACCAGCCAGGCAAUGGCUUCACCUUGAUUGGUGCCCACACAGACAGCCCAUGCCUGAGAGUGAAGCGCCGCUCAAAGCGUGGGCAGGAGGGCACUAUUCAGGUGGGUGUGGAAACCUAUGGAGGUGGUAUCUGGAGCACCUGGUUUGAUCGGGACCUCACUGUUGCUGGAAGAGUCAUUGUCAAGGACCUCGCAGCAGGGUGUCUGGAGCAGCGGCUGGUGAAGGUGGAGCACCCCAUUCUCCGUAUCCCGCAUUUGGCUAUCCAUCUCCAACGUAACGUGAACGAGAGCUUUGGACCGAACACGGAGAACCACCUGGUCCCGAUUUUGGCCACGGAAGCACAGGAAGCACUAGAGAAGGAGGUGUCCAGUGCAGGUACUGCUUGUACCUCAGCUGUCCAGGAGAAUCGGCAUCCUCCAGCUCUGCUGUCCCUUCUCUGCUCCCAGCUGGGGGUGAAUCCUGAGCAGGUGGUUGAGGUAGAGCUUUGCCUGGUGGAUACACAGCCUGCAACCCUUGGUGGCGCCUUCAAUGAGUUCAUAUUCUCCCCUCGCCUGGACAACCUCCACAGCUGUUACUGUGCCCUGCAGGCAUUGAUUGAAUCCAGUGACGGACCUGGAGUACUGGCCAAAGAGUCUAAUGUUCGCCUGGUUGCAUUAUAUGACAACGAAGAGGUGGGUUCAGAAAGUGCUCAAGGCGCCAUGUCUCUGCUUACUGAACUUGUACUUCGACGGAUCUCAGCUUCACCACAGAAUUUGACUGCGUUUGAGGAAGCUGUGCCCAAGUCCUGCAUGAUCAGUGCAGACAUGGCCCAUGCUGUGCACCCCAAUUACGCGGACAAGCAUGAUAAGAACCACCGGCCAGAGUUUCAUAAGGGCCCCACUAUCAAAGUGAACAAUAGCCAGCGGUACUCAUCCACUGCAAUCACAGAGGCACUGAUCCGUGAGAUUGCCAGUCGUGUGGAUGUGCCCUUGCAAGAAUACAUGGUUCGGAAUGAUUCUCCCUGUGGUACAACCAUUGGGCCCAUCCUGGCCUCCAGGCUUGGCUUGCGUGUUGUGGAUAUGGGCUGCCCACAGCUAGCCAUGCACUCCAUCCGUGAGAUGUGCUGCACCUCGGGGGUCCUGCAGUCCCUCACUCUCUUCAAGGGCUUCUUUGAGCUGUUUCCCGCACUGGAUCAUGGAUUGCUGAGCAACUGAAUGGCAUCUCGAAUGCAGAACGAGGCAAACAGCCCCUUCUCCUGUACUGAAUAGCAAUUAAAACGCAUUAAUAUCUUAAACUAGUGA
Molecule: messenger RNA, 1482 nt
Organism: Gekko japonicus
Lineage: Eukaryota; Metazoa; Chordata; Lepidosauria; Squamata; Gekkonidae
Gene: DNPEP
Product: aspartyl aminopeptidase
Exons: 14
Coding region: 1-1395 (464 amino acids)
Biological process (GO): proteolysis
Molecular function (GO): aminopeptidase activity; zinc ion binding
Source: RefSeq, a predicted model, not a curated record